UUGUUUAAAUUGAUAGAAGUUGUUAAUCGUGACAAAUCAUUAGUGGCAAAGUUGCUUCCCUUUAGUAAAUGAUUUUAUGUUUCUCAAAGCAUCUUUCCAUUCAUCAUCAGUAAUGUUGCAGUUAAGUUUCCUUUCCCACAAUUCCUUCAAGGUUUCCCUAAAUUGUGACAUUUUGAUGUAUUGUAAAAUGUGUGGGAAAAGUCCUUGUUUGAAACACUGAAUUUUCUAAUUGGUUGAUUAAGUAAGGUCAAGGUUAAGUUUUCCAAAGAGAUUUUGUGUUUUGGAUAUUCCUUUGUUAGUCCAACUUUUCCUGCCAUUAUUCUAGGUAAAAAUAAAAAAAAUCACCAUUAUCUCAAAUUUGUUAAAUGAUGUUAUCUUGUAAUAAUGGCACAUAUGUUUACUGAAUUCUUCCACUUCAUGGUGAUGUGGUUUACUAUAACAUUAACAUAAUGGAUUUAAAUUGUAUUGGUUUCUUUGUCUACAUCUACCACAUCUCAUCUUUAUAGUCCAAUCUUUCAAGCCUUCAAUUUCAAAUAAAUAAAAAUGUGGUCUCAUAGAAAACAAAGUUUUGGCUGGAUUUAGCUGGAGUUUGACAUAUAUUUGUAUUUUAGCUGCAAACUGGGACAAGACUCUCUCCAAUUCAGACAACCAGAGUGAAGUUAAUGACUCAACCUUCCAUCCUGCUGGGCCACCAGAGUCACCAAUCAAUGCUAAUCCUGCAGGAUCAAAUGACAUCUUCCAGUGUGAUGCACAGAAUCCUGCGCAGACAUCAGAACAGUGUUCUGUUCCAGUAGGACCUGGUGGUGUGCUUCUCAUUUUGUAAAGGCUCUUUAAAUUUAAUUGAAUUUUGCAGUCAGUCACUUGCAGAUUCUGAAUGCCAUGAAUGUUAAAGGUUGAGAGAUAUAAGCAACUGACUCAGACUUAUUUAAUUGACUUCCCACCAGACAUUUCCCAGUCAAGAGCAGAGGGUCCUGUGAUAUUCUUCUGGUGUUUUUUCCACACACAAACAUAUUUUAACCUGAUAUUUGUGGCUUUGCAAAAUAAAUUGAAUGCUAAAAUUUCUCAAAUGCUGUGUGUGGUUGUAUUUUGUCAAUGUACAGUAAAAACUGAUGUACAAUUGCAUUGAUGUUUUUCAACAUGGUGUUGGGGUAAACUGUAUCUACCAUACAAAACUGGGAAUAGUAUGCAAGUAUGUUGGACUGUACGUGGCCCCUCUAUAAAUAUUGUGGCCCCUUGAUGGCCCCACCCUCAGAAAAAUCCUAGAUCCGCCACUGCCCUGAAGAAACUUGGUGCUGAUGUCUCUGUGAUAGAAAAUUACAGGCCUAUCUCUACCCUGCCUUUUACAUCAAAACUGCUUGAGAAAGUCGUUUAUCAGCAGCUGGUCUCACAUUUAGCUGACUCUGAUCUGUUUGAGGUUUUCCAAUCAGGGUUCAGGUCUGGCCAUAGCACGGAGUCGGCUCUACUGAGGGUCCUAAAUGACAUCUAUCUAUCACUAGAUCAGGGUACAUCUACUGGAUCGCUUGGAACGAUGGGUUGGGAUCAAAGGGUCAGCUCUGGAUUGGUUUAGAUCGUAUCUCCACAGCAGGACAUUCUGCGUUAAACUGGGUGAUGUUUUUUCUUCUUGGGAGGGGCUCCGCUGGGGGGUCCCGCAGGGAUCGAUCCUUGGUCCUCUUUUGUUUGCCAUUUAUCUGCUACCUCUGGGGUCAAUCUUUCGUAAACAUGGCCUAUCAUUCCAUCUCUAUGCUGAAGAUUGCCAGAUUUACUCUCCAUUGUGUCAGGAGAAAGCUCACUCUAUCCAGUCCUUUGUGUCCUGUGUUAACGAGGUGAAGUGUUGGCUAAUGGCCAACGUUCUGCAUCUGAAUGAGGGAAAGACAGAGCUCAUUGUUUUUCACCCCAACAGCAGGAAUGUGGAUCGUUAUGUUGAUCUUGGGCCUCAUUCUCCAUACUCAAAACCAGUUGUGACCAGUUUGGGGGUGAAACUUGAUGCUGGACUUAAAUUUGAUGCACACAUCAACUCUGUGAUCCAGUCCAGUUUCUUUCACCUGAGACGCCUUGCAAAAAUCAAGCCCAUGCUGUCGAGAGCCCACCUGGAGCGGGUACUCCAUGCUUUUGUAAUUUCUAGGCUUGAUUACUGCAGCUCUCUAUAUGCAGGGUUGUGUCAGUCAUCACUGCGCCGCCUUCAGGUUGUGCAGAACAGCGCAGCCAGGUUCCUGACUGGGACCAGGAAAUGGGACCACAUCAGUCCGGUUCUGGCCUCCCUGAACUGGCUUCCAGUUUGCUAUCGUUCACACUUCAGACUCCUCGUCUUUGUUAGGGCUUUCUCAGUCCUAGCACAGUCGCUAUGGAACCAGUUGCCACCCUCAGUUGGGCUGUCCCCAUCUCUGCCAGUCUUCAAGAGUCACCUAAAAACCCACCUCCUCCGCUUGGCGUUUCCUGAACAUGUUUGAAUUUGGCCCUCUUUUAUGUUGACUUUAUCUCACAGUUUUCAUUAGUUCACUUUUUCCCUUGUUUUACACAUUUGUCUCCUACUA
Molecule: messenger RNA, 2531 nt
Organism: Nothobranchius furzeri (turquoise killifish)
Lineage: Eukaryota; Metazoa; Chordata; Actinopteri; Cyprinodontiformes; Nothobranchiidae
Source: RefSeq, a predicted model, not a curated record